UUUUAAACGGGAUAGCGCAAGCUAGUAAAAAACAAAAAACAAAGAUAAAAUUAAACAAAUUUAUAUUUAUUUUUUAUACCCUUACGGCGGAAUCUUUUAACCGAGCACCUACAGUUUUGUUAUUUAGCGCUUUUACGCGUAUAGGGAGAUAG
Molecule: messenger RNA, 152 nt
Organism: Vairimorpha ceranae
Lineage: Eukaryota; Fungi; Microsporidia; Nosematidae
Exons: 1
Source: RefSeq, a predicted model, not a curated record